GUGGUGAUGCUGCUACUGAAUCUCAUCUUGUCCUUUGGAGAUGUCCUGGCUUUCACGUUCGCCUGGCUGCGGGCGCUCACUUACCUGGAACAAGAGCAGGGCGCACCGCGAACCGCUCACCUGUUCAUCAGUGCGCUCCUGUCUUGCAUCACAUGCUUUUGGAGCUGGUUCCUGGGUUACCGACUCUGGUACUUCACGGAGCCCAUUCGCCGGUGGCGUCGAGAUACCAGCACAAUCUGCGUGCUUUCAGCGGCUGCGGGUCGGAGAGGCGCCUUGGAGGAGCUCAGCAAAGAGCCAGAGGUCGGUUCCUUGGGACAACUGGCUUGCGACUCCCACGGCGACGAGCAGUGCCUCACUGGCUCGCAGAGCCGACAGGUCCUUUCUUGACACCGAAGAGACGAGUGCGCCUGGCUACACCAGCGCCGGUUUUCUCUCCUGUCUGGCCAUCAUUUCGUGCUCUUGCUCUUCGCAUCUACUGCCGGCCCUGGAGCAACCCUGUGAUCGCAUGCUCAAGCGUCAAGCAAAAACAUUUCGCGUAUUGUAUUACUUUAAUGCACCUGUGAGAAUUUUUCGAGACGUACGGAGAUACUCGCGAAAAAUGGCUGCCAGACAUUUUUCCUAGU
Rhipicephalus sanguineus (brown dog tick) is the source of this 623-nucleotide messenger RNA. RefSeq lists its product as uncharacterized. Lineage: Eukaryota; Metazoa; Arthropoda; Arachnida; Ixodida; Ixodidae. The transcript has 2 exons. The coding region runs from base 7 to 387 and encodes 126 amino acids. The record is from RefSeq and is a predicted model, not a curated record.